Echinococcus granulosus is the source of this 1611-nucleotide messenger RNA. Its product is annotated as Echinoderm microtubule-associated protein-like protein. NCBI's taxonomy places the organism in Eukaryota, Metazoa, Platyhelminthes, Cestoda, Cyclophyllidea, Taeniidae. The transcript is spliced from 8 exons. Bases 1 to 1611 code for a protein of 536 amino acids. Gene Ontology annotation, cellular component: mitotic spindle. The record is from RefSeq and is a predicted model, not a curated record. Gene Ontology annotation, molecular function: microtubule binding. Gene Ontology annotation, biological process: microtubule cytoskeleton organization.
AUGACUGCCUUUUUGCUGUUACAGACUUCUACCGAUCCCGUUAUAGCGGUUGACUUCAAUCCAAUCGACGCAAACGCGCUCGUGUCUAUUGGCAAAAGUCACUUGGCAUUUUGGACAUUGGAAGGCUCCAAUCUCGCCAAGAAACAGGGUGUUUUUGACAGAUAUGAAAAACCGAAAUUUGUGCUUUCAAUGAUUUUUGUGGAAAACGGCGACUUAAUCACGGGUGAUUCGAAUGGGAACAUAUUUCUUUGGCCGAGAGGUUCAAACAGGAUCAGCCAAGCCGUCUUGGGCGUUCACGUGGGUGGCAUCUUCGCACUUGCCUUCAGCAAAGCCGGUCAUCUACUUUCCGGAGGCGGACGGGACAGUCGCAUCGUCCAACUGGACUCAUCAUUGAAUCCUACUGGCAUUUUUGUCGAACUCAGUGCUUGGUACGGACCCGUGCGGACACUCGUUUCCGGUCCUGGCGAUAUUGUCAUUGUUGGCACCACUCAGGGCGACAUUCUCCAGGGUCAGCUUGGGGCGAAUUUCAGUCCACUGGUUCAGAGCCAUGGUGACGAGUUGUGGGGACUUGCAGCUCAUCCGCAGAGCCAUCACUUCCUUACCGGUGGACGCGAUGGUAACGUUUUUCUGUGGGAUUCACUAACUCGGCGGCUUGUGUGGGCAGAGAAUCUCUCCGAAGAGAUCAUCUGUGCAGCGUUCUACCCAGCUGUGGUGAGCUCUUCCACUGCGGUGCCCAAUCACACGGAGGCAGAAAGCGGUGGCGGGGGUGAUCUCGCCGAUUCCGUCCCCGUGGUCGCUCUGGGCACCACCUCGGGUCGGUGGAUCAUUCUCGACGCUGUACUGCAUCAGAUCAUCGCUGCCCAUCACGAAAGCCCAGAGCCUAUUCAGUGUCUCGCCUAUUCGCCCAAUGGUCAGUUCAUUGCCCUUGGUGGACGUGACAAUAGCAUCUAUGUGUACAACGUUACGACACGCGGAACAAAGUAUUCGCGACUGGGCAAGUGUUCUGGUCACUCGAGCUUCGUGUUGCACCUCGAUUGGUCCGAGGAUAGCCAAUAUCUGCGCUCGGUCUCUGGAGACCACGAGCUGCUCUACUGGUCCGUGGCCAACUGUCGGCAGGUGACGUCGGCAAGUGGCAUGCGUGAUGUGCGUUGGGCCACGCAGCACUGUAACUUGGGCUUUGAGGUGGCCGGAAUCUGGCCUCCCGAUUCCGAUGGAACCGACAUCAACGCCGUCUGUCGUAGCCAUUCCACUCGUCUUCUGGCCACAGCGGAUGAUUUCGGUCAAGUCAACCUCUUCCGCUACCCUACCUGUCAGUUGAAGAGCGAACCGCGCUCCUACGGCGGCCACUCCAGCCACGUGACUAACGUAGACUUCCUCUUUGAUGAUUCGCGGCUUAUCUCCAUUGGGGGUGCGGAUAUGGCUAUCUUACAGUGGGAGAAAAUUAGGACCGUUUUUGUGCCUGAGAAGGGUCAACAGCAAGCCCAUCACAGUUCUACCCAAAAGUUUGUAGAAGGAGAGAGGAGUUUGCCGGGCUCUGUCUCGAACAUCUCCUGCGAUUAUCAGUCAAGUCUCGACGUUGGUUGCCGUAAUGUAUGCAGUGGUGUUACUUAA